This is a messenger RNA of Anopheles bellator, 2492 nucleotides long. It is a transcript of the gene Acox3, whose product is annotated as peroxisomal acyl-coenzyme A oxidase 3. Gene Ontology annotation, cellular component: peroxisome. Gene Ontology annotation, biological process: lipid homeostasis; fatty acid beta-oxidation using acyl-CoA oxidase. The record is from RefSeq and is a predicted model, not a curated record. Gene Ontology annotation, molecular function: fatty acid binding; pristanoyl-CoA oxidase activity; FAD binding. The coding region runs from base 71 to 2311 and encodes 746 amino acids. The transcript has 5 exons. Lineage: Eukaryota; Metazoa; Arthropoda; Insecta; Diptera; Culicidae.
GGGAAGGUGGCAAUAGUGGCGCAGCCCAGACGUGUUUUCGUGGGCCACCCCAAACCGUUUGCUUGUUUCGAUGAUUUGCAGAAGAUUGCCGGCGAUAGCAAGCAGAUAUCGCGCCAGAAGUGAUAACAAAUUCGAAUGCAACGGUGUUCGGUCAAUGUUUUCGUCCGCAGCUGUCAGUGGUGAACGCAAACAAACGGCGAUGAGUGAAUUCAACACAAUUGCACGGCCUUCGGAACAUGGCAAACUGCUGGAUGAUAGGACCUACUUUCCGGAGCCUCCGGCUCGCGGUCCCCUCACCGCCUACCGCAAGCAAGCGACAAUCGACUGGCGGAAGGUGAAACUGACGUUCAACGAUGAAGCGUCCCUGGUCCUGCAGCACCGGGUUUGGAGUUUUGCCGGCAAACACCCACUCUUUGCUCACCCGAACCGCGUGCUGACGAUGGACGAAGAGCGCCACCUGGCCACGAAACGCAUGUACGUGGUGCAGAACGAGAAAAUGUUCACCAUCGUCGACUAUCUGGCGCGCCCGGAUCUGGCCUCGCACUACCACCAAUCGUGGAUCGCCUACGAACCGAGCAUGGCCGUCAAGUAUUCGCUCGGUUUCGGUAUGUUCCCGUCGGUGGUGCGCACCCUGGACGUGGGUCGAUUGGACGAGAUUGUGGAGCGGAACAUGGCGGGCGAAUACUUGGGUGCGUUCGGCCUAACGGAGAUCGCUCACGGAACGAACGCGAAGGGCAUGCGGACGACGGCCACGUACGAUCCGGCCAGUGGCGAGUAUGUGCUCGACACACCCGACUUCGAGGCGGCCAAAUGUUGGAUCGGCAAUCUGGGCAAAACCUGUACGCAUCUAAUUGUGUACGCGCAGCUCUACACGGCCGACGGUGCUCACCACGGGUUGAAUGCGUUCGUGGUGCCCGUACGCGAUCCGGCCACCCUGCAAGCGUACCCGGGCGUAACGGUGGGCGAUCUGGGAGCGAAAGCGGGCCUGCAGGGGGUCGACAAUGGGUUUGUUAUGUUCCGCCGGUACCGCAUACCGCGCGACAAUCUGCUGGCCCGCACGGGCGACGUGAACGAGGAGGGACAGUUCGUGACACCGUUCAAAGAUCCCAGCAAACGGUUCGGGGCCUCCCUUGGGGCCCUGUCCGGCGGGCGUGUCGGUAUCUGCGGCAUUGCGAACGUGUAUCUAACGAAAGCGAUCAGCAUUGCGCUACGGUACUCGGCCAGCCGCAAACAGUUCGGACCGGACGACAGCGAGGACGAGUGGCCCGUGCUCGAGUAUCAGUCGCAGCAGUUCCGACUGUUCCCGCAUCUUGCCGCAAACUUUGUGAUACGCGCGUUCAACCUGUGGUUUGCCAAGGCGUACGGUGAUAUGCAGCUCCAGAUGCUGGGUGGCGAAAAUGUGGCCACGAUCGGAAUGGAAGUGCACGCGCUAUCCUCGGCAGCCAAACCCGUCUGCACGUGGGCGGCCCGUGAUGGAGUGCAGGAGUGCCGUGAGGCGUGCGGGGGCCACGGCUACCUCAAACUGUCUACAAUCGGCGAUCUGCGCGGCAACAACGAUCCGAACUGUACGUACGAGGGCGAAAACAACGUGCUGAUCCAGCAGGCCUCCAACUGGUUGCUGAGUGUCCGCGCGAAGGGCUACGACCAGUUUGCCGAGGUGUCCCCGCUCGGUUCGGCACAAUUUCUGGCGCAUUAUGCUACCAUUCGGCCACGAAGAGCAAAAUGGACUUCGGCACGUGAUGCUGGUUCGAUUAGCAAUCAAAUCGAAGCACUGGACUGGCUGGUGGGCUAUCUGCUGGAAGAGACGUACCAGAAGUUGUCGCAGCUGAAGAAGGCAGGAAAGUCUACGUUUGAGGCGCGCAAUGAUACGCAAUCCUUCUUUGCCCGGACCCUUUCGAUCGCCUAUGGGGAGAGAAUGCUCCUGUACGUGUACAGCAAAUUCUUGGCCAAUCUGGAGCCCGGUAGCGAACGGCAAGCCCUGGAGCGGCUCGGCGCACUGUACGGAGCCGGCGUAAUUCUUAAGCACAUCGGACUGCUCUAUCAGGGUGGCUACUUUGCAGCCCAACCCGCUGCCAUGUCCCUCGUGCAGCAGGCCGUUCUUGAUCUGCUACCCGCGAUCAAGCGGGACGCGAUCGCGCUGGUCGACGCGAUCGCUCCGACCGACUUCAUACUCAACUCCCCGCUCGGCAUGAGCGAUGGGGACGUUUACCGGCACAUGGAAUCGGCAAUCAUGCAAGCGCCGGAAGCCCUCGAACGACCCAAAUGGUGGCGUGAUGUGGUCCACCGCGAUUACGUGCAAUCAAAGCUGUAGACAGCCGGACAACAGUGUCAAUGAUUCCUUUGCGGCGAUCGCUCCUUUGGUUACCGUUUACCACAUACCAUGGUGUAGUGAAUUUAUGUUUUUAUUUUGUUAUACAACUUUUUUGAGUAACUCUAGCUUUGAUAAUAAACGGUGCGACUCAUCCACAGCCCGGGGCUGUGGGUGUUGUGGG